Messenger RNA from Schistosoma turkestanicum, 2750 nucleotides. NCBI's taxonomy places the organism in Eukaryota, Metazoa, Platyhelminthes, Trematoda, Strigeidida, Schistosomatidae. The record is from the annotation of a GenBank genome assembly.
UUCAAGGAGAACGCAAAGCGCCAGUUACGAAAAUGGCCGUAACGGGCGUCCUUACGGAUAUUUUGCCUCUUUUAGACAUGCCAGCUUAUGGCAACUACAAAUCAGCAUUGGAAAAAACGAUAACUUGUGUAUUAAAUUAUUGCAAAAGUGGGGCCUGUGCUGAGCAUUUAAGAAUGUUCUUCUUAAACGAACAUAUCAACCAAUUAUUUGUCCUCGCUAUAAAAGACUGUAGUAUUACAGACAACCCUUCCUACCCAAAGAUACCUGUGCUUCUAACUCCUCCACCAUCACCUGGCAUUCGUUCAUUGUUAUGCUCCCCAUGUGGACAGUUCUUAGCCCUGAUAUCUGAAACUUGUGUGUAUGUUAUGGAUGCACAAUUCAGCUCGAAAGAAUUUUGUCAGGAUCAAAUUGUUCGUGCAAUAUACUGUGCCAUUGAUCUUCGAGAUCGUUCCUCCAAAUCUAAAUUGAACGAUGUUAUAAUAAAGGUGCAAUGGCAUCCAAAAUCUAACAGAACAUUGGUUAUUGUAACUGAAAAUUCUCUAAUAUAUUAUAUUCAUUGUGUCAAUUCAUCAAAAAAUCAAAGCAUCCGAUUUAACUUAUGGCUCGAAGCAGAUCUCUCACUAUUUACUCAUAGCGCUCUCGAUGCUACUUACCAAGAUAUGGAUAACUCGGAUGAGAGUUCUUGCAAUGAAACCGAUGAUAACAGUUCAUCACUGUCUAACAGGAGAAUGAAUCUCAGUUUCGCUUUAGGCAGCAAGUGUGUUGACUUCGAUUUCGGUUCCCCAUUAUUUACAUCAAAACGUGGUUUGUCGGAAGCUCAGUUACAAGAUUGUUGUUUGUUUCUUCUUUAUGAAACAGGUGACGUUAUUCAAGUGUGUGGAUGCUUAUCAGUUCGUAAAGUGAAUCAGCUAAAAUGUAGUGUUUUGCACAUCUUGCCACCGUCAAUUGAUAAUUAUGGAGACGAAUUCUGUGCCAUUCAUUGUAUACGUCCUGUUGAUAUUACAGAGGUGUUUUCUUUUGAAAAACCUCCUGAUAUAUUAGUGUUAGCUGAUAAAACUGGUCGUUUGCAUAAUGGUAUUGUUCUGCGAACUAAUUUACCUGGACAAAAUAGAAACAAAAAUCAAAUGAUCAACCCUUCCGUUUUACUCUGCCUCAUUGAUAUUGUGGAUCUUGAUCUAAUAUCUAGUAAUAAAGCAGUAGUUUAUCAACGAAAUAAAUUAUCUAAUGAAGUUAAUAAUAUGCAACAAUAUCAUUCAAACAAUAGUAUACUCCAUUCAUCAAAUUAUUUUGAAUACAAUCAUUCUGACUUUCCAUCAAUAUCAUUAGAACCGGCUAAUUUAAACUUUUUAAAUAAUAUUGAAUACAGCAGUUAUUCGACAGAUGGUACAGAUUUUGUAAAAAAUAGAAUUUUUGGCAUGAAAUAUUCACAUCAAGGUUAUUAUGUCAUUCAUCAUAUGGGUAUUCAUCUUGUUAGCUUACCAUGGAUUGAUAAUCUUUCAUUAUGGUGUAGUGAAUUCAAUAAUCAAUUAUUGGAUGAUUCUAACAAGUCUACAAUUGAAGGGAUUCGAGAUUGGCAGUCAUGUGUGAAACAUCUUGCCUGUGGUCAAAUUACUGUCUCCACUCCUGAUGGAAUUAAUGACGAUGUGGAAGGAAAGUUUAGACUAGCUGGAUUCAUCGAAUUGUCAAGUAACGUUUUAUUGACAAGUCAACCAAAAUCCAAAACUACAACUGAUUCUCGAUCAACUAAAGGUGUCACACUUAUGUUUAUUCGUGCACCUAUUCAACCAAUUAAUUCAACUGUUAGUGCAAUUGAUUAUUCAUCUCUAAUUCACUUCAUCAAUCUAACACGGAAACCUGAAACUUAUAUGAUGAAACAAGAACAUUAUACUGGGUCAGAUUCAAAAACUACUAACCAGCAUGAUUCCUCUAAUUCAACUCUCCGUUCACAUUUUACAUCUCAAAUAAAACAAAUUCUGUCGGAAGAUGAUUCACAUUUUCCAUUAAUAACAGGAUUGAACUUACAAGAUAAUCUUACUCAGCAACAGUUAGUUCAGUUUUUUAUUAAGGUUUCCGACAUACUGCGCAAAGGACCUCUAGAUCGUUUAAUGAAAGCCCGCUCAAUUAUUGAGCAUCAUUCUAGACGACUGCAAGAUAUUAUUUCAGCUCAAAAUUCCGAAGCGAUAAAGCUAACGUCCGAACGUCAAACUUUACAGUCUAAAGCUGAGGAAUUAGCAAAACGUCAGUCUGUAGUCACCGAGCGUCAGAGUACAUUAGAUAAACGUUUGGCCAACUUAACAAGUCGUUUAGCCGCUUUAGGCGAAGGUCCUACCAAAGCUGAAAUCGCUAUGCAUAGUGAAGUUAUCGCAAUCCGUGAUCGCCUGCACAAAGGCCUAAGGCAAUGGUUGGCAAAUCUUCAAAAUCGUCGUGACAAAUUGGAAAGACAAAUAUUGUUGCGUAAAAAAACAGACAAGUCGUCUGUUCGUAACUCCCUUCCUGGCCCUUCUAAAACUGCCGAAAAUGUUGAAGAGAAUCAGUGGCAGACAGUAUCAGAAGAACUUCGCAAGAAAACUUUAGAAAUCAAAAUGUUAAUUAACGCAGUUAAAACGCUUAACACAAAGACUUUAACUGCCACUUAGCAUCUUAAUCUUCCAUCCGGUACAUCAGAGUAAAAUAUUGCCAAACCCACUUAUUAAGACCGUUAUUUUAUAUAUAUCUGUAAAUUAACUUUUUCGAAUAAAUUAUCUAAGUUC